CCCAGUACCCAGUAAUGUAGUUUAGUUUGUUUCCAGGAGUGUAGGUCUAAUAUUCUAAAAAGCUAACCAAUUAAAGUUGGUUCUCUGUCAUAUAUAACUACUAACUUAUUAACCUAAACUCCUCCCAGAAAGUGAUGUCAAAAUUAUCCCUCAUUCCGAUCCUCCUAGUUUUCAUUUCCGAAAGACUUCCUUUUUGUUUUUAACUCCCCACCCACUACCCACUAUGGUUCCAGCUAUAUUUUUAAUCUGCAAACUAGCUUUAAGCUGUAUUGUUGAAAAUAGGCUUAAGAGAAAUGAAAAAAAAAAAAAAAUAAUAAUUGCUUAAACCCUGGUACUGAUCGGAGUUAUCCACCCACCAUUACUUUCUCUCGCACACACCAACUGAUAUCGAAAAAAAAUAGAGUUUGAUGGGUUUUGUAACAACUUGUAUCUGAAGUUGAACUUGAAACUGAAACGUGGGCCAAAAUACAAUACCAAUUGAGAAUCGUCGUGAGAUGUCAGAACAAGACAAGCUAGACAAGACCGGUCGAAAUCGGUUAACCAAUCCAGUAAUCCAGUAAUCGUGGCUCCCAGAUCGUCUACGCCCUGUCUACGACCUCUUCCCAGCAAUCGAAUCGACAUCGACCUCUACGAUGCGUCAUCGCCGGCCUGCCUCAUCCAUUCGUCCAUUCCGAUAAUGAUAAUGAUAUUAAUAUGAUAUAAAGUCGAGUAGAACCAAAUCACAGAUCGACAUUAAACCAGACGACCAUGGUGGACAUGAGAUGAGAUGAGUGCGCUGAAACAAAGACGAUUAAGAAGGGGGGCAGCCCACGUUACCCUCAAAAGUUGUGUGGGCUGGCCUCUGCUUGUGUUAGGUAUUUAAAAACAAAACAUCUCUCUGCUAAAACAUUCACAACUUAAUUUAAAAACAAUAUUAUAUAAAGAAUUGUCAAAUUCCUUAUAGCCAUUGUGAGUGUGAGGGCGUGUGGUUAGAUGAGAAGCUUCCUUGCGUUAAUCAGAGACGAUAAGACGACAAGACGAUGAGAUGAUGAGAUGAUGAUCAUGAGAUGAGAACUCGAAGACGAUGAUGCUGGUCGCGCGUUCUGUUGUCAUCUUUGGCUAGUGCCUCCGAACUUAGUACUCCUACUCUCCCCAUUCCCGGUUAAUCUGGCAUCCGGCUCUGGCAUCCGGUUCUGGUUCUGGCUCCGGCUCCGGCUCCGGCUCUGGCUAACGGCUUCUGACACCGGCUGAGACUGGAUCAGCGCGAGCGACCCCGAAACGUAUUUCUUAUUUUUGCAGUUCGUUUGUGUGCGAGUGAGGCGCUGGCUAACUGCUCCUGGCAAUAUGCUCUCCAAUGCUUCAUUUCGGUGUGGUUCUGGCUCCGGCACCGAUAUAUUGGCGCCUGGCUAGCGAUGUCGUCUUCUCUGCUAUGCUCUGAUCUGACCUUCUGACCGUAUCCGCUGUGUGGUGGCUUGGCUCCCUCCGAAACAAAAAACGAGUCGAUACAUAAAAACGGAACAAAACACUUGAUUACUUUGUUUAUUACUAUUUAUAAAAAAAAUAUGAAUAUAAAUAGCAAAAAAAAAAACAAAACCAAAAACUAAAACCAAACUAAACUAAAACUUAACAAAAAAAAAACCAAACCAAAACGAGGUCUGGCCAUCCAUCCAUUCAUCCGCCUGCAACUGGCUGAGUUAAACGAUGCUCGAUUGGAUGAUGAGGUGUCCUUGGUGUCCCAGUUGGCCCACAGUUACUAGGCAGACAGUCUAAACUCUCGGUGUAGAAACGAUGUGUGUGUCCUCUCUCUGAAAGCGCAUUAAGAUCUGAAAGACUACAUGCGCCAGGCUGGCGAGGUCACCUAUGCCGAUGCCCACAAGCAGCGACGCAACGAGGGCGUUGUGGAGUUCGCCUCCUUGUCAGACAUGAAGACUGCUAUUGAAAAGCUGGACGAUACUGAGCUCAAUGGCAGACGCAUCCACUUGGUGGAGGAUCGUCGCGGCGGACGCAGCGGUGGUGGUGGCGGCGGCAGCGGUCGCGGCCGCUCCCGUUCGUCUAGCUCGCGCUCCCGAUCUCGCUCACGCAGGAGGUCCCGCUCCCGCCGCUCGUCGCACUCUCGCUCUAAGUCGCGCAGCCGCUCAAAGUCCCGCACCGGACGCUCCAAGUCCAAGUCACCGGUUAAGUCACGUUCCCGUUCCCGCUCGCGUUCGAACAAAUCGCGCGACGUUUCCAAGUCCAAGUCGAAGUCCCACUCGCGCACCCGUUCCCGCUCUCCAAAGCGCGAGCGCGACUCCCGUUCCCGCUCCCGCUCCGCAUCGAAGCGAGAGUCCCGCUCCCGUUCCCGUUCCAAGUCGAAUCGCCGCGACUCCCGCUCACGCGACCGAUCCGCAUCUGCUGACAACAAGUCCCGCUCGCGCUCCCGCUCCCGCUCGGCCUCGCCCAAAAACGGAAAUGCCUCGCCGGAUCGCAACAACGAGAGCAUGGACGAUUAGAUUAGUAGUUAGUUUUCCCAUUAAUUUUAAAGCACUUGAUUUUAGACUUCUACUUUACUACUCUACAAAACAUUAACACACAGACACCACACUGACCCUGCAUACUUAUCACAAACAAAAACGAAAAAAAAGAAAAGAAAAAGAAAAAUUAUAAUGGAAUCUUGAAACUCCAGAAAUAGGUGUCGACAUUUUUUGUAUAUUUUAAAAUUUUGGAUCUUAUUAUCUGCGUCGGCAAGUCUGGCAAGUCCCACCCACCCGCUGGGCCAAAUCUUAAAAAAAAAUAAGCAAUCUAUGGAUUCGUUUGGCCGAUUCAGUAGAAUCGAAGUACUGCGACUUGUGCAACAGGGAACACUUCAAAAAUUGUCUAUAUGAUUAACUUCAAUAAAAAUGAUAAAGUUAUGUGAA
Drosophila ananassae is the source of this 2873-nucleotide messenger RNA. RefSeq names its product serine-arginine protein 55 (gene B52). NCBI's taxonomy places the organism in Eukaryota, Metazoa, Arthropoda, Insecta, Diptera, Drosophilidae. Gene Ontology annotation, cellular component: ribonucleoprotein complex; nucleus; cytoplasm. The record is from RefSeq and is a predicted model, not a curated record. Gene Ontology annotation, biological process: mRNA splice site recognition; alternative mRNA splicing, via spliceosome. Gene Ontology annotation, molecular function: mRNA binding. The transcript has 5 exons. The coding region runs from base 1815 to 2468 and encodes 217 amino acids.